Cephus cinctus (wheat stem sawfly) is the source of this 593-nucleotide messenger RNA. RefSeq names its product 40S ribosomal protein S19 (gene RpS19a). The record is from RefSeq and is a predicted model, not a curated record. Gene Ontology annotation, cellular component: ribosome; cytosolic small ribosomal subunit. Gene Ontology annotation, biological process: translation; ribosomal small subunit assembly. Gene Ontology annotation, molecular function: RNA binding; structural constituent of ribosome. NCBI's taxonomy places the organism in Eukaryota, Metazoa, Arthropoda, Insecta, Hymenoptera, Cephidae. Bases 85 to 549 code for a protein of 154 amino acids. The transcript is spliced from 3 exons.
AUGACUACUUCCCGUUACUCUCGACCAUCUUGAUUUUGAGCCGCCAUGUUGAUUUAGCUCUUUCCGGUUAGCACCGCUAUAGAGAUGCCUUCGGUAACGCUAAAGGACGUUGACCAGCACAAAUUUGUGAAGGCCUUUGCUGCCUUCCUUAAGAAGACAGGCAAGAUGCGUGUCCCAGAAUGGGUGGACAUUGUUAAAUCAGCUCGUUUCAAGGAAUUGGCUCCAUAUGAUCCAGACUGGUAUUAUGUACGAUGUGCAGCUCUUGUACGUCAUAUCUAUAUCCGCAGUCCAAUUGGAGUUGGUGCAGUGACAAAGAUCUUUGGUGGACGCAAACGAAAUGGCACACACCCCAGCCACUUCUGUCGAUCAGCAGGUGGAGUAGCACGUAAAGCUCUGCAGAGUCUCGAACAACUCAAACUCAUCGAGAAGGCUCCAAAUGGUGGUCGCAAGCUAACAAACCAAGGUCGCAGGGAUCUCGAUCGUAUUGCUGCUCAAGUGAAAGCUAAAAGUAAGAAGCAGCUUAAGCUCCAAGAAACUCUUGUCCUCUAAACCGUGUAUUUCGAUAAUAAAAUUACCAAACACCUAUGUUUUAA